This is a messenger RNA of Paraglomus brasilianum, 146 nucleotides long. NCBI's taxonomy places the organism in Eukaryota, Fungi, Glomeromycota, Glomeromycetes, Paraglomerales, Paraglomeraceae. The record is from the annotation of a GenBank genome assembly.
UGUGGCUGGAUUAGAGCUCUCGCACAAUUUCAUAAUGUUAACUAUGUUCACGAGCUUCUAUAUUCUAAUGUUGAGGAUACACGUGAAAUGGUCGCUCUUCCAUCUGACCUCAUGUAUGAUCUCGAAUGCCAGAUAAAUCUUGGGAG